This is a messenger RNA of Macrobrachium nipponense, 1231 nucleotides long. RefSeq lists its product as uncharacterized. The transcript is spliced from 5 exons. NCBI's taxonomy places the organism in Eukaryota, Metazoa, Arthropoda, Malacostraca, Decapoda, Palaemonidae. The record is from RefSeq and is a predicted model, not a curated record. Bases 878 to 1177 code for a protein of 99 amino acids.
GCCUUAAUUCACGAGUGAAAACAGUGGUUUAUGCAGGGCAGUGGCGGGAGGAGGGACACGCCGUUGGCUCCAUUCCCACCGUCUCUCUCCUCUUCCUCCUCGGGACUACUCAGGGCUGCAGCGACGACGCCUUCGUCAGCGUCCGAGUCGAGAAAUCCGCGACAAACGUUCUCUCUCUCUUCCUCUUUCUCUCUCUCUCUCUCUCUCUCUCUCCGAUUUCGCCUGGAUUAAAGUGGCGUUCAAAAAGGAAACGCGACGCAGUGCCGGACGGACGGACGAACGGACAAAUUCGCGGCAGCAUCGCCAUCAUCAUCACCACCACCGGCAGCAGCGACCGACAUCCAGCUUCCAUUCUUCUGCACCGGGAGGAACAAGAUGCGACGAGAGAGAGAGAGUGGAGAUCUUCAUUUAUUGCCCCUAUCAACAGACUCCUCCUAGGGGGGCUGGGGACACAAGGAAUAGUAUGUCCCUCCCCCCCCCCAGUGAGUUACCACCUCCGAAGGGGGCUGUGGUGGGGGACCGUGACAGAGGGGGAGUGAUGAUCCCGGAGAGGGGAGGAGGUGAGGGGGGGGGGGAGGGAGUGAGAGGGGAGAUUCCGCAUCUCUCCGACCCCCUUCGCAAUGUCCCGUCCUUACCCCUAAGCCGAGGGACCUCCCACCUCCCCCACAGUGAGCCUACCUAUUCGCUUCCAAGCCUCUCUCUCUCUCUCUCUCUCUCUCUCUCUCUCUCUCUCUCCUUAGCUAACGCCAGGAAAUUACCGUAGAUGCGUCUGUGCGUAUAACCAAGGUCACGCCUGCCCAAGUUCAAGGUCGCCAGACACGUGAUUGAAUCAAGAAUCUAAUUAAACUAACGAAGCGCAGACCUGAUGUUUUGUUAAAUGGGCAUCAACAAAAGGAGUCAGUGGCAAGUGAUGAAGGAAAUAUUUACGAAUGAUUAUAUACGACUCAUUCAUAGUGUCCAAAGCACUGAUGAUUUGGAAACGAAAGGAAUGAUGGCUCGCGCGCCCGCGCGCUCGAUACUGACGAACACCGCCGCCGCCCCAUCCGCCCCGGAAGUGGAAUCGUCGCAGGACGAGGAAGUUUUUGGCGAAGGAGGGAUUUCGCCUUCAGAAAAACGACUAUCUUCUGCGUCUGAUCUCUGGGAAACUACUGAUAGUUUGGAUGUCAUUGGCCGGUAAGUAAUCGUGUGUUCUUCCAAUUGUCUUUCUUGCAUGCAAUAAACGUUUCAAAAU